AUGUUGCCUAAAGAUUAUGGACAAAAUUUGUCUCAAGAUACUUCUUGUGGGAAUGAUAUCUCCAAUUCUCAUCCAUUUGAUAUGAACAAACCAAGUAUUUUAGAUGGUCAUGUUAAUGUAACCUAUGAGCACCGUUUUUCACACUUAAUCAGUAGUGGAAUUACCUCAAAGGUUCCAGAUGUGGAAGACAAUUCCAAUAAUAGAGUUGUAAAACAAUCAAUUGGUAAUCUGUUAUGGAUGUUGACAAUGCUGCAAAUAAUAACAGCAAUAUCUGUAAUAUCAGAGAAUACCUUCAAAAAAAAGAAAACUGAUUACCAAAUUGCAUUUCAUAUAUGCACCUUUUUGUUAGGCAUGUUAUGUGUUGAAAGGUUUGGGCCUGAAAUGCACACUCUAUAUUUGCAUGAAUUAAUGUAUCAUCUUACAAAGCAAUUAGAAAAACGUAGGCUAACUCUUUCCGGAACUGAUAAAUUUGAAGGGUUUUUCGCACCAUUGAAAAAGCAAUACCAAAAAGGGUGUCAUAGAAAAGAUGAGGCUGAUCGUCAUGUUACUAUCAAACGAAAUGGUCAAUCUCAGCUUGGAUUAUUGCUUCCACAAUUUGUAAAAAGUAACAAUAAUUCCAAAAUUUCAGAGUGA
Naegleria lovaniensis is the source of this 633-nucleotide messenger RNA. RefSeq lists its product as uncharacterized. Lineage: Eukaryota; Heterolobosea; Eutetramitea; Acrasida; Naegleriidae. Bases 1 to 633 code for a protein of 210 amino acids. The record is from RefSeq and is a predicted model, not a curated record. The transcript has a single exon.